CAGUAUCCUUUGGUGCAAGUGUUCACUCUGUUGCGACAUCGACGUGUCAACACGUAGAAACACGGGACGUAUUCUUACGUAGGAGCCACCGAGAAUACAACCGUCCAGAUGAAAUAAAAGAAGGGGGCCUGUGCUCAUGCGCGCGCUGCGGAGGACGUCGUUAUCCUCUUAUCUCCAUUCACAUAAACGUUCAUAAACAUUCCGCGGUGGACUCUCCUUCCACGCAUCCUGCAGAGGAACGAGUGUGGCGUGUGCUGAGGGGAGGAUGUCGCCCUGCGUCCUGAUCGCUGCUCUGUUCACCCUUUCUGUGGCCGUGGCUGAGGGAGAGGAAGAGGUCCAGAGGGUGUGUGUUGGGAAUGCGUUUCGUCUGCCUGUGUACUCCACGUACAGGACUGUGGUGUUCACCCCCAGCUCCGAGGGGACGAAGCGUGUCCUGCUGGAGAAAACCAUGGUGAAGGACCCACGGUUCGAGUGGACCAGAGAUAAGAUGUUGGUCCUGAGGGAAGUCACUUAUGGGGAUCAGGGUCUUUAUGCAGUCAAAAAUACGCUUGGCUUCACCUUCGAGGCUGUUCACCUGGUGGUUUUAGAGUGCAUCCGGUCCUUCCACAGACACUACGGGGAGAGCUUUGAGCACAGCAUCCCCGAAAACGGCUCCCUGCUGGAGUUCUCCCCGCGCGGCGCUCCACACGCGGCGUCGCCCAUCGUGCUUUGGAACGAGACGGACCCCGAGACCAGCAGCGCGAGGCGAGGCCGGCUGCUGCACAGCAGGAGGGUGUGGGUGGCCGAGAGGGUGACGCAGGCCGACCAGGGCAACUACACGGUGAGAGACGUCCAGGGCAACGUGCUGUCCCACCGGCUGCUCAUCGUCCGAGGUGAGUGGAGAAGACGCGUUACCCCCUAG
Molecule: messenger RNA, 901 nt
Organism: Betta splendens (Siamese fighting fish)
Lineage: Eukaryota; Metazoa; Chordata; Actinopteri; Anabantiformes; Osphronemidae
Exons: 5
Coding region: 266-901 (211 amino acids)
Source: RefSeq, a predicted model, not a curated record